AUGGUUCAACCUACAGUUUCAGUGCGUAAAGUCAUUCCUGCAGAUAUCAAGCAUGCUGAAGAAGCAACCAAAGUAGUAAAUGCUGCUUAUCGUUCAGAAGGUGGCUGGACCACUGAAUCACAUAUUAUUAGCGGCUUGCGCUGUACACUGGAAGAUAUGGAGCGUUUUAUCCGCACGAGUGGUCAACCUAAUACAUUACUGUUUGCAUUUGAAGAAGAACAAGUCGUGGGUACACUUCAAAUUCAACCUUCAAAAGAGGACCCAGCUGAGGCCGAAGUGGGUCUGUUUUCAGUCUCACCUUUGCAUCAAUCCCGUGGUAUUGGAGGCAAAUUGAUUCGCCAAGCAUUGAUUGAGAUGAACGCAUUGGGCUUUAAAUAUGCCAUGAUGCAUGUCUUAGAAAACCGACCAGAAAUCUUAACUUGGUACAGAAAGCUAGGCUUUGUCGAAACAGGUGAACGAAUUCCUUUCAUUUGGCCUGAAAUGCUGAAAGAAGAUAAGAGCGUUCACUUUUUAACCCUGAAAAAAUCGGUUUGCACACCCAAUUAA
Molecule: messenger RNA, 546 nt
Organism: Gilbertella persicaria
Lineage: Eukaryota; Fungi; Mucoromycota; Mucoromycetes; Mucorales; Choanephoraceae
Product: acyl-CoA N-acyltransferase
Exons: 2
Coding region: 1-546 (181 amino acids)
Molecular function (GO): acyltransferase activity, transferring groups other than amino-acyl groups
Source: RefSeq, a predicted model, not a curated record